Messenger RNA from Trichoplax adhaerens, 612 nucleotides. RefSeq lists its product as uncharacterized. The transcript is spliced from 2 exons. Lineage: Eukaryota; Metazoa; Placozoa; Uniplacotomia; Trichoplacea; Trichoplacidae. The record is from RefSeq and is a predicted model, not a curated record. Bases 1 to 612 code for a protein of 203 amino acids.
AUGCUAACAGAAAACGAUGAACAAACACCGAUAGGAGAAAAGCAUGGAGAAUUGAAAGAUGAUGAUUCCCCUAUCACCCUUUUCUUACAAAAAUUAAGCUCCAAAUUACCCCAAAAAUCAAGCGUCUUUGAUCGAGUUCGUGAAGUGAUCGAUCAAAAAGAACCCUAUUACGAACCAUGGCCUGAAGAUAAGAUGAAAAUGUGCUUCUUGAUUAGAAAUAAGAAAUUAUUGCCAGGUGGAACCAAAGACAGGAAAUUUUUUACGCAAUAUUUAGGGCCAAAUUUUUGUUUUAAUCAAAUGUAUAAAAGCUGGGAAGUAACCAAAGGAUACGAUUCUUGGCGUGACAGAAAUCUAGAAUAUGAAGGUGACGAUCUUGGUUUAUCUCAAGAGCAUCUCUUAGAUUUUAAAUCAGCAUUAAGGCAAGAGUACCUUAAUAACUAUAAUUCCAGCCGGUUAUCUUCAAUAAGUGUUACAACGGAAUCAGAAUCGACAUCAUCAACCGAGUUUGUGCCACCUCUUAAUGAGUACAGAGACGACUGCACAAUAGUUUUACCUAAUGCAAAUGCAAGAGAAUUAAAAUUUGAUUUGGACUGGGUAAAAAUAGUGCAGUAG